AAAAAUUAGAAUCUCAACAAAUAAUGACAGUCACGACAUGAAGCUUCAGGUAAGCAACGCAAGCAAAGAAGAAAAACGCAAUACCUUUUCAGAAAAAUAGUUGGAAUACAGCAAGCAAGGGCACAAGAAUUUCUGCAGCGAUAAGCUCCAACGAUGGUUUGCGGUGGUAUUGGCUCCUUUGCAACUUUGAGAUUCAAGAAAUACCGCAAAAUAAAGGAGACGAAGUUUUACAUACUCCCAAAUCCCAGGAACAGGAAACAAACAGCAAGCACCGAGCAGAGAUUGCUCGUCAAGAAUGAAGAGGUUGCACUUCCUCACUUUGCUGGCCCUCGAAGCAACCCAUUGCCAAGCAAUCAAAUUAGGAUCCAUCACAGACCUUUACACUGCCAACAACCUCAUAACUUCUUAUGCUAGAUGCACAAAAUUACCUCUCGCCCACAAACUCUUCGACGAAAUGCCCCACAGAGACACUGUCUCUUGGAACUCCAUCAUUUCUGCUUAUGCUAACUCUGGUGACCUGGACACUGCGUGGCAGCUCCUCAGUGCCAUGAGAAGGCUUGCACUUGCCCUUGACAGCCACACAUUCGGAAGCAUUCUUAAGGGUGCUGCCCGUUCUUGUGAGCUCGAGCUCGGGCAACAACUACAUUCCGUUAUGCUCAAGAUGGGACUAUUAGAAAACGUGUUUUCUGGUAGUGCUCUCUUGGACAUGUAUGCCAAGUGUGGGAGAGUUGAUGAUGCCUUUGUUGUGUUCAGGUACAUGCCGGAACGCAAUUAUGUGUCGUGGAACACACUAGUUUCCGGCUAUUCACGAGUUGGCAAUCGUGACAUGGCAUUUUGGGUGCUAAAGUGUAUGGAGGUUGAGGGUGUGGAGAUUGAUGAUGGCACUAUGUCUCCACUUUUGACAUUGCUUGAUGAUCCUGAGUUUUAUGGGUUGACAAUGCAGUUGCAUUGUAAAAUUGUGAAACAUGGGCUUGAAUUGUUUAACACUGUCUGCAAUGCUGCCAUCACGGCAUAUUCUGAGUGCUGUUCUUUGCACGAUGCUGAGAGAGUGUUUGAUGGUGCUGUUGCGUGUCAUGAUUUGGUUACGUGGAAUUCUAUGCUUGGUGCUUAUUUGAUGCACAAGAAAGAAGAUCUUGCGUUUAAAAUUUUUGUCGAUAUGCAGAAUUUUGGGUUUGAACCUGAUGCUUAUACUUACACUGGCAUUGUCAGUGUUUGUUUUGUGCAUGGGCAUAAAGGCUAUGGAAAAUCUUUGCAUGGUUUGAUGAUAAAAAGAGGGCUUGAAGAUUCUGUGCCUGUUUCUAAUGCUUUGAUUGCUAUGUAUAUCAGAUUUAAUGAUAGGUACAUGGAAGAUGCGUUGAGAAUCUUCUUUUCCAUGGAUCUCAAAGAUUGCUGCACUUGGAACUCGAUUCUGGCAGGGUUUGUACAAGUUGGUUUGAGUGAAGAUGCCUUGAGGUUUUUUUUGCAGAUGAGAUCACUGCUCAUGGAAAUUGACCACUAUACUUUUUCAGCUGUCAUAAGAUCGUGUUCGGAUUUAGCAACACUACAGUUAGGUCAACAGGUUCAUGUCUUAGCACUUAAAGUAGGCUUUGAUACCAAUGAAUAUGUUGGGAGUUCUUUAAUCUUCAUGUAUUCUAAAUGUGGGAUCAUAGAAGAUGCUAGCAAAUCUUUUGAAGAUUCUUCCAAAGACAAUGCAAUCAUUUGGAAUUCGAUCAUCUUUGGGUACGCACAACAUGGACAAGGAAACGUUGCACUUGACCUCUUUUACUUAAUGAGAGAUAGAAAGGUGAAACCUGAUCAUAUAACCUUUGUUGCAGUUCUAACUGCAUGUAGUCAUAGUGGGCUAGUAGAAGAAGGCUGCAACUUUAUAGAGUCUAUGGAAUCUGAUUUUGGUGUUCCACCACGAAUGGAGCACUAUGCUUGUGCAAUUGAUCUCUAUGGUAGGUCAGGGCAUCUUGAGAAGGCAAAAGCUUUGGUUGAAAAUAUGCCUUUUGAACCUGAUGCAAUGGUGUUGAAGACUUUACUAGGUGCCUGUAGAUUUUGUGGUGAUAUUGAAUUAGCUAGUCAAGUAGCAAAAGCUUUGCUAGACCUGGAGCCUGAAGAGCACUGCACUUACGUUAUACUCUCUGACAUGUAUGGGUGUCUCAAGAUGUGGAAUGAGAAGGCUAGUGUAACAAGGCUUAUGCGAGAAAGAGGAGUGAAAAAGGUUCCUGGUUGGAGUUGGAUAGAAGUGAAAAAUAAAGUGCAUGCUUUCAAUGCUGAAGAUCACUCCCACCCCCAAUGUGAGGAGAUAUAUGUACUACUGCAACAAUUAAAUGAGGGAAUUAAGUUGUUUGAUAAUUUUCGUAAAUCAAACAAUGUCUGCAAUGUUCAGAUGAUGUAGAUGGUUAUGAUGAUCAACAGUUCUUGUGAUUCUUGUAUUUUGUUUGAUGGGUUUAGUUGGAAGCUUUCAAGAGCAGGGUGCACUGACUCUUUUCACAAGAUGCCAACAUGAACUUAAUAGCUAAGGGAAACAUCAAAUGUGUGCACCUUUAAAGAAUAGAUUAUUCUCAUUAUAAGAUUUGCUUUUGCAACAGCAUAGUAAGAUAUACUGGCAAUGGGGUGGAACCAGGUGGAUAUCUUGCUGGCUUCUGUUAUUCUGGUUGUAGUUGUUAAAACUGCUGUUGCUGUUAUAGUUACGAAGGCUUUGGUUAUAGCCUUCGGACAUCAUUUAUUGUUGGUAUCUCACUUGCUCAAAUUGGAGAAUUUGCUAUGGGUUUCAACCCCACUUUUGUUUCAGUUGAUAACUGUCAUGAAUGUCGUGGUCUCAUGCACUGGUUCCCCUCUGAAAGUAACACACAAGAUGAGGAGAAAGCUUCACUUAAUGAAGCAAACAGAAUGUCGUGAGACUUCAAGUUUUCAAGACAUCAAAUCAAAUAGUAUAUUGGAGGCAAUUAUCUACUUUUUGGUGGCCAGUGAAAUCAUGAUUUCUUUACUGUGUUUCUGAUGUAAGUUCCGUGAUGAGCUUCACGUGAAACAUUCGGCAUAUUCACUUCCAUUGAAAGUUAAUGGAAGAUCUUGUGUAGAUAGGCAUAUGAUUUUUGUAUUCUUUGAGCAAUGUAUAUAGGAAAUUACACGCCAGUUGUUGCUUACGCUAUUACUAUCACAUCAUAAGCUGGUUUGCCUAUAUUUGCUGC
Abrus precatorius (Indian licorice) is the source of this 3173-nucleotide messenger RNA. Its product is annotated as putative pentatricopeptide repeat-containing protein At3g25970. Gene Ontology annotation, biological process: RNA modification. NCBI's taxonomy places the organism in Eukaryota, Viridiplantae, Streptophyta, Magnoliopsida, Fabales, Fabaceae. Bases 296 to 2380 code for a protein of 694 amino acids. The transcript is spliced from 5 exons. The record is from RefSeq and is a predicted model, not a curated record. Gene Ontology annotation, molecular function: protein binding; RNA binding.